AUGGAUCCGGUCGUCGCCAAGACGUUCAACGAAAUGCUCAAGCGGUUCGAGGACUUCGACGGGCGUUCCGCAGAGCACUGGGAGAGCCUGGAGAAACGCUUCGAGGACGCGUCCGCCGCCCUUCAAGAGCGACUUCGCCUACUCCUAAUACACCGCCGUCGUCAUCGCCGACAACUCGUCUCCGACCAGGAGCAGCGCAUGGCGGACUUGGAGCUCAUCCGGUUGGCCGAGAUCCGCGACGAGCGCGACGACCCCGUGGAGGCGUUGGAAGGCGCCGCCGGGGAGCUCCAAGGCUGGCGCACGAAGGUCGACGGCAACAUUGACAACAUCCGCUACGACCUCCGCCGCCACAUCAAGCCUCCAGCGACGCAGCCUCAGCAACCACCGUUGACGGCACAUCGGGAGUCGGCCGCCGCCGUGCUUCACCCUGGCGGAUCCACGAUCGACUGGCCCACCGGGCACCGCGUCGAAACGACUACACGGGAGCGGCCCUAUGGUUCGGUCACGACCAUAGUUCCGUCCCCGGCCAAUGGUACGUGUCGCGCUCCCAAUCCUGACCCUCCCUCACCCGAUUCAUCACCUCCUGUCCGUCCACCACCCAAUCCUACCAAUUUUCCCCAACCCAAUUCAUCUCACCACAAUCCCAAUCUCGGCCACCUUCCCAAAAUGCAUUUCCCCAACUUCGACGGCGAAGAUCCCCAGUAUUGGAUGACCUGCGCUCAUAACUAUUUCGACCUCUACACCGUCGAUCCAUCUAUGUGGGUUAAGUGUUCCACUAUGCAGUUCACCGGCGCAGCCCGCCGCUGGUUCCAAUCCGUCGAGCGCCAACUAAUCGGCCUCGAUUGGCCAUCCUUCUGUCGUCUGAUUUGUGAGCGCUUUUGCGGCGAUCAGCAUGAACUGCUCCUUUGCCAACACUUCCACAUCAAGCAAACGACCACGGUCCAGGACUAUGUCGAUCGUUUCGUGGACUUGGUCGAACAGCUCACAGCCUACACACCAAAUCCAGACCAUCUUUCUUACAUAACUCGCUUCAUCGACGGCCUCCGUGAUGACAUCCGGGCUAUUGUUCUCGUUCAACGUCCUUCCACGCUGGAUGCUGCUUGUACUUUGGCGCUUUUGCAGGAGGAAGUCGUCGAGCCGGACAGCAGGAAGGAGGUCCGCAAGGCUGACCAUUACUCCUUCCACAAGCCGUCGGCACCCAGGGGAGCUCUACCACCACCUCCUCCCCAACGUGCCACUGCUUCUACAACCCCUCCUGACGACAAGAAGCCCGCGGAGGAACGCCGUCAUCCACCGUGCGCCGGGUCUGUCGACGAUCGCCUUCAGACCCUAAGAUCAUACCGCAAGGCCCGCGGUCUCUGCGUUCGUUGCGCGGAACGUUGGCAACCGGGGCACAAAUGUGUGCCCGCCCUCCAAGUCCAUGUACUUCAGGAGGUUUGGAACCUGUGCCAGGAGGAAUUCUCAGAACUUGAGGAGCAGGGCUCUCCGGCCGAGCCAGCGCACCAGUCACCUGUUUCAGUUCAAGUCGCUGAUGGUGGAUCAGUUACCUGCACUCAGGAAAUGCCUAUGGCUGAAUGGUCUGUACAGGGGUACACCUUCCAUUCUACACUGAAAGUGCUUCAGCUGGGAUCCUACGAUAUGAUAGUGGGCAUGGAUUGGUUGAUGGCAUUCUCUCCUAUGAAGAUACACUGGCAACAGAAGUGGAUGAUGUUUCCGUAUGGUGCCACACAAAUUCUGCUUCAGGGUUCCAAUCCACUCUUUGGUUCCCAACAUUCGACGACCUCAAUCUUCGGACAAUCCAGGGAGAUAUGGGUUGAGGGUGAGGGCAUGCUCCAUGCCCUCUACUUCACCAAAAGCACUUCAGGCUCUUCUUGGUCACUCUCCUAUGCCAACCGCUACGUGCAAUCCGAGACGUUCAAGCUUGAAACAGCCCGGCAGAAACCUUGCUUCCUCCCUGCCACUGAGGGCGACUCUGCAGCCAUCAUCGCCGCCUUCAUGUUCAACUAUCUGAGGUUUGGCAAGGUGAACAAGGACAUCAACAACACCAAUGUGUUUGAGCAUGCCGGUAGGGUGUUCGUUAUCGCUGAGAACUCUCUACCUUACGAGAUCUGCAUAGAUAGCCUCGACACUGGCGAUACCUGGGACAUUGGUGGGGAAUGGGAUCCGCCCGCUUUCACUGCACAUCCAAAGGUAGCUCCUGGAUCAGGGGAUCUUGUCAUCUAUGGAAUAAAUGCAAAGAAGCCAUUCCUAGUAAUUGGAGUUGUCUUAGCUGAUGGAACCAAACUAAAGCAUAGAGUUGAUCUCAAGCUGGACAGAUGUAUAUUUUGUCAUGAAAUAGGAGUUACUCCAAAGUACAAUGUAAUCAUGGAUGUACCACUUACUUUCGACAUCAGUAGACUUAUCAAAGGUGGACAGUUGUUGCAGUUUGAGAAGGAAAGUUAUGCGAGAAUUGGGGUUAUGCGCCGUUAUGGCAAUGCAGAUUCAGUUAUCUGGUUUAAUGUUGAACCAUUCUGCAUGUUCCAUCUAAUCAACUGUUUUGAAGAGGGUGAUGAGGUUGUGGUACAAGGUCUCCAUUCUCCAGACUCUAUAAUACCAGGUCCAAGACUUGCCCUGAACAAGUAUGGAUUGUCUGAGCUUACAGAAGAUGACAAGCACAUGAAACAAGAAAUUAACGAGGAAUUUUUCUUUCGGUUAUACCAAUGGAGAUUAAACUUGAAAACAAACUAUGUCUCAGGGGAAUAUUUAACUGGAACAGAGUUUUCAAUCGAAUUCCCAACAAUCAAUAACCAGUACACAGGCUUGCAACAUAGUUAUGCCUAUGCACAAGUUGUGGACUCUGUAACAAUCUCUUGUGGCAAAUGUGUGAAAGUCAAUCCGAAGUAUAGAGGUUUUGCAAAAUUCUUCCUUGAUAAGAGAAACAACACAGAGAUAUCUGGGGCAAAUCUCAUAAAAACGCAGUAUCACUGGCUUAGUAAAGAUGAGUUCUGCUCUGGAGCAACAUUUGUACCGAGAGUUGGUGGGUCACAUGAAGAUGAUGGGUGGAUUAUUUCAUUUGUACAUGAUGAGAAAACUAACACAUCACAGGUGCAUAUAAUUGAUGCUCAAAGAUUUGAAGAUGCUCCUGUUGCAAAAGUAGCACUACCACGAAGAGUACCUUAUGGCUUCCAUGGAAUUUUCAUCACAAAAUGA
This is a messenger RNA of Miscanthus lutarioriparius, 3189 nucleotides long. The record is from the annotation of a GenBank genome assembly. NCBI's taxonomy places the organism in Eukaryota, Viridiplantae, Streptophyta, Magnoliopsida, Poales, Poaceae.